GAAUGAGUCAUUAUUAUUCUGAAAUCUGAAGUGGUGAAAAACCAAACGUCUCUUUCCUCUCUCUCUCUCUCUCUCUCUCACUCUCUCUCUCUCUCUAUCAGAAUCUCAGGUUACUAAGCUCUGAGUUCUUGGUAUUUCCUUUGAUUUUACUAUUUCUAAUUCUAGUUGAAGAAAGAAUGUCAAGUGGAGCAACACACUGGUGUUAUGAAUGCAGUCGGCCAAUUGUGCUUGAAGGGAGAGACAUUAUUUGUCCUUACUGUGACGAGGGAUUUGUACAAGAACUUAAUGAGGUGCGGGGUAUAGCACCGCAAAAUACCUUUCCGUCACGCUCGGGAGAGUUUAAUCAAAUGCCUGACUUAUUUGAUGCUCUACAUGCUUUCGUGGGGCACAGAGGUUCCGAAAACAGGUUUGGGCUUAUGGAUGCUGUUGAUAACUUCAUGAGGCAUAGAAUGGCUGGCAUGCACCCAAACUUUGAUGUUAGAGGGAGGUCAAGUUCUGCCCCGGUUCCUGAACAGAGUUGGGGUGUUUAUAGUUCUGGACCAUUUUUAGUAUUUCACGGUCAAGUUCCUGGAUUAACCUUGCCUAACGGCAGUCCAAGAGGUGGUCCAAGGCGCGGUGAUUUCGGAGACUACUUUAUUGGUUCUGGACUCGAAGAACUUAUCGAACAACUCACCAUGAAUGAUCGGCGUGGUCCACCCCCAGCUGCACGGUCUUCGAUCGAUGCAAUGCCUACUAUUAGGAUCACGCAGGCACAUCUUCGCUUGGAUUCACAUUGUCCUGUCUGUAAAGAAAAAUUCGAACUUGGUUCUGAAGCCAGAGAGAUGCCGUGCGACCAUAUUUACCAUUCUGAGUGUAUUGUUCCUUGGUUGGUUCAGCAUAACUCGUGUCCUGUUUGCCGUGUCGAGCUGCCACCACUAGGACAAAUUAGUUCCCGUGGUAGUAGUCGAAGUUGGGGAGGAAGGAAUGGCAGUAACAACAGCGGCAAUGGUAGCUCGAGCGGCAGGGAGAGUGACCGUCAGAACCAUGGAAGGAGAAAUCCGUUUUCGUUUUUGUGGCCAUUCCGUUCUUCUAGUUCAAACAGUAAUCAAUAUUCUGAGACGGGUGGAAGCAGCUCUUCAACCAAUGCUGACCAGAAUAACGGAACAAGUUAUAAUGGAUGGCACUUUGAUAACUAAACACCUCGUUUCUUCUCCUCGAUAAGUAUAUCACCACCUAUCUAAUAAUGCUUGUAAUUUGAAAUGAGAAGGAAAGAGUAUAUUAAUAUUGUAAUUUGAAGUUUAUCUUAUGUAAGAGAGAUGGUAGAUAGAAGUAUCUUAAAAAUCUUUGUACAUGUAUUCGGUAAGUUGAAUCUCUUGGAAGCUUUCAUCUUUCAUUGUAUCAUUUGAUUGUUCUCUGUCCCUGUUGGUUUGCUUAAGGUGCUGGUCAGCAGGCACAGAGCGCUAUAGUUUGUGUUUGAAACUACGAUGAUAUUGCGUCCGAAUGCA
This is a messenger RNA of Cicer arietinum (chickpea), 1484 nucleotides long. Its product is annotated as probable E3 ubiquitin-protein ligase RHC1A. Gene Ontology annotation, cellular component: cytoplasm. Gene Ontology annotation, molecular function: ubiquitin protein ligase activity. Gene Ontology annotation, biological process: protein ubiquitination. The record is from RefSeq and is a predicted model, not a curated record. Lineage: Eukaryota; Viridiplantae; Streptophyta; Magnoliopsida; Fabales; Fabaceae.